Messenger RNA from Paramecium sonneborni, 330 nucleotides. Lineage: Eukaryota; Ciliophora; Oligohymenophorea; Peniculida; Parameciidae. The record is from the annotation of a GenBank genome assembly.
AUGAAUUAGAAAGAAUCAAAUACAGAAAUUUAAAAGUAAAAAAGACAUUUUGAGAAAAAAUAGAGAAAACUAGCCCUUUCAAAAUCUACAGAUUAUAUGAUGGAUGAUAAUUUGAAUUAAUUUUUAGAGCUCUAUAAUAAAAAAGAUGAGCUUAAUGAAACUGAAAAAAAAGAAUAUUUCAAAUAAAAAAACAAGUUAACAGAAGCUUAUAUUUCAUAAUAUCGUUUAUUAACAUAGGGUUGGUAAACUUAAAAAUAGGAAAAGUUGCAAAAUGGAAAGGGAGAUAAUAAAAUUAUACAAUAUAAAAAAAAACAUAUUCUUGAUGAAUGA